AGAAGUUGUGCAAUCUGGCAACGCCGCACGCAAAUGCCAUUCACAAUCAGCUGCCGCUACAAAAAAUCUUUUUUUAUUGUACCAUCAAACACGGUUUAAAUUAGUGAAAUUUUUAGCGAAAUCAAAACAAAAGAAUCGCUGCAAAAUGACGCUGCUGCGCAAUACGCUGCUCUGCACGCUGAUUGUGCUAGGCGGCUGUUUGUUCCUUGUCGCAGCGCAGGGUAAACUGAAGACGGGCCUGUCGCUGGCGGAGAAAGUGGAGAACCUUGUGGAGAUGAACAUGAAGAAGCCGCUAUUGCGUUUCAAUGGUGCCAAAUUUCGUGAAUAUGUGAAAAAUGCGCCGCGCAAUUACUCAAUGAUUGUGAUGCUGACGGCUCUGGCGCCGUCCCGUCAAUGCCAGAUUUGUCGGCAUGCCCACGAUGAGUUCACCAUUGUGGCGAACUCCUAUCGCUUUCUACCGAUCUACUCCAACAAGCUGUUCUUUGCCAGCGUCGAUUUUGAUGAGGGUUCCGAUGUCUUUCAAUUGUUGCGCUUGAAUACGGCACCGGUUUUCAUGCAUUUCCCCGCCAAGGGUAAGCCAAAGGGUGCGGAUACUAUGGAUAUACAUCGUGUGGGCUUCUCCGCCGAUUCGAUUGCGAAAUUUGUUGCCGAACGCACGGACAUAACCAUACGGGUGUUUAGGCCACCAAAUUAUUCGGGCACUGUUGCCAUGAUCACGUUGGCCGCAUUGGUUGGCAGCUUUUUGUAUAUACGCCGCAAUAAUUUGGAAUUCUUGUACAAUAAGAAUUUGUGGGGUGCUGCGGCGGUAUUCUUCUGUUUCGCCAUGAUCUCCGGACAGAUGUGGAAUCAUAUACGUGGUCCGCCGCUGGUGCAUAAGACGCAAAACGGUGGCGUCGCCUAUAUUCAUGGCUCCUCGCAGGGUCAACUUGUCGUGGAGACGUACAUUGUCAUGUUCUUGAAUGCGAUGAUUGUGCUGGGCAUGAUUCUGCUCAUCGAGUCGGGCACACAGAAGCCGAAUAAUCGUAAUCGGAUUAUAGCCAUUGCGGGCUUGGUUUUGUUAACCGUAUUCUUCUCGUUUCUGCUAUCCGUAUUCCGUUCGAAGGCGCAGGGUUAUCCUUAUAGUUUCUUGUUCAAGUAGAAUCCGAUUGAGUCGCCCAACAACCAACAUCAUCAACAAAGUUCAAGUGGAAUGUUAUUAACGUUUUAUAUAUAGUUCAAAUUGACAACAAAAUAAAAAAAAAUACAAACGAUGUGAAAAAACCAAACAGCAGAAAGCAAUGUGUGUUUACGUGUGUGUAAAACGGAUUGAAUUGAAUAAAUGCCACUACUAAAUUAA
This is a messenger RNA of Drosophila grimshawi, 1336 nucleotides long. It is a transcript of the gene Ostgamma, whose product is annotated as tumor suppressor candidate 3. Gene Ontology annotation, cellular component: oligosaccharyltransferase complex. The transcript has 4 exons. The coding region runs from base 146 to 1138 and encodes 330 amino acids. NCBI's taxonomy places the organism in Eukaryota, Metazoa, Arthropoda, Insecta, Diptera, Drosophilidae. The record is from RefSeq and is a predicted model, not a curated record.